AUGUAUUUAAAAGAAACGUAUAUACAUGAUGCCGAGUUGGAAAUCGUCGUUCCAAAUGGUACUUUAGAUUUUAAUGAAGAAAAUAUUGAAAAAAUUAUUGAUGGUCAACAAAGGAGUCAAGUCUAUUACGAUGAAUUACUUCACGUUUAUUUGAUGACAACACUUCCACCUGAAUCAAAUUUCGAAAAUAAAGAAGAAGCAACGGAAUUUUUUAGAAACCUCGAAGUUAAAUUACAAGCGACAUUAAUAGAUACACCAAAUCUAUUGAAUUUAACGGUACCAUCAAGUAAUUAUACAUCGGAAUUAAGUCGUACUUCAUCAUCAAGUUCAACAGCAUCCUCUGAUAGUGGAAUAUUUAGUAGUAGUACAAGUAUUAGUUCGAACUCUACGUCAAUUUUCACUCAUGGUUCUCCCAAUAGUGAUUAUAGUAGCAUUAAAAAAUUAUCAAGCAAAGUUAUUGAAGGAACUGUUAUUUAUUCCACUAAUUACGAUUCUAAAAGUAAUAAUAAAAUGGUAGUUGUCAAAAGAGAUGAUUGUUGGACUUGCGUUUUACAAUUAUUAUUUCCCAUUGAGAAUAUAAGAGCACGUGCACAAAAUCAAAUCGCAUUAGACGUUACCGUUACACAAUCUCGACGAAAAAUUAUGAAUUCACCCAACUCUGAUUUAUAUUCUCCAGAAUAUUUUGGAAUGAAUUUGCUUGGAGGCUUAUGUGAUGAUCCAGCAUUUGAAUCGUUGAAUUUUUCAAUCCCGACUCCCCAAUUAACAAAAAAAGAAAAAACAAGCAUCUAUUCAACUUUACCUUCAACUCCUAUUAAAAGAUGUCAUCAUAAGAUAAUUUCUGUAAGGCCAACAUUAAACACUCGUAUAAGAUCUACAUUUGUAUCUCCAUCAGAAAAUACCGUAAUGAUGUCUGUUGAAUUAGAAAAUGAUACAGAAAAUGAUAUGACAUUCUCUAUUGAAGAUUUAAAAGUUGAAAUUUCUCACGGAUUUGUUGCAGGAUGUGCUUGGGGCCCUCAAGAUACUGACAAAUUUCCAAUCACGUUACGACCAUUUGACCAAGUAAAUUUCUUAUAUAAUGUAACGAUAUUAGAAGAUUCUUCAUUCCCCGAGCCUUUGAACACACAACAAUAUUAUCCAACACCAAUCCCAAAUUCAAGGGUUUCCUCAAGAAGAGAAUCAGUUGCAUCAAUUAAUUCCGCAUUAAAUACAUCUCCAGUUGAAAAUAAACAUCGAACUCUAUCAGUCAUUGUAAAAGGAAGUCCAGUUAUCGAUGGAGUUAAAUCACGUUGUAUUGAAUCAAAAUGGGACUGCGAAUUAGAUACAUCAACUUUAUUUAAUGAUGAUUCAAUGGCAUCGUCUCAAUCGAGAGAAACAGAAAGUAAUAAAUUUGUUCCAAUGAUGUAUAAUAAUAAAUUUAACUUUGGAAUUGGUGAAAGGACUAAUACGAUUGAUAAGGCAACAACAAUCCGUGAUUCAUUCAGUUCAAAUAAUGUUAAAAAUUAUGACAACAUUAAAUGUGGAAAUAAUUCAUCUGAUGUUGAAUUGGAAAUAAAUGUUAAUGGGGUUAAUGUUUCUAAUAAAAAACACCACAGCGGAUAUAUACCUGAAACCAAUUUAUUGAAUGUUGACGAUGAAAAUAAUGGAAUUUUGCCUUAUGGGAGAUUACCAAAAUUACAAAAACAAACGAAUUCAGAUUUAAAUGAUGGUGUUUUCGCCUCUUUUGAAGUUUGUGGCAAACCUGUUGUUGGUAAAGUAUUUACUAUGAAAGUAUUUAUAGCAAAUAAAUCAGAACACGCUAGAAGAUUUGCUAUAACGAUUCCAAAAAAGAGAUCUAAUGACAGAUUAUUUAAUAAUCAUAAAUUGUCACAUAAGCCAUCUUUAAGCCAAUCGUCGGAUAUUACUUUAGUUGAAUAUAAUGAUAAUUAUGAAUAUGUUAAACAAUCCUUGGAUCCAUUCAUGGAUGAAACAGUAUUUAUGAGAAACCAUUCAGAAUUAGUAACUUCUGAUACAGGUUUAAUUUGGUUAGAUAAUGAUGUUAGGAUUGGUCCAAUCAAUCCAUAUAGCAGUGAAACUGUGACAUUACAUUUUAUAUCAACAAAAGAAGUAUUACAUAUGGUCGAAUUAGUACAAUUAGUUGAUGAAGAUACCGGCUUCAUAACAAAUUUAAGAAAUGUUGUUCAAGUUAAUGUCAAAAAGAAUGAGAGAAGCAUGAAAAGAAUGAAAAGAUUUGAACAUCAUUCUUUUGUUCCAAGACAUAUUGAAGUUACAGGCUAA
Rhizophagus irregularis DAOM 181602=DAOM 197198 is the source of this 2274-nucleotide messenger RNA. RefSeq lists its product as uncharacterized. Lineage: Eukaryota; Fungi; Glomeromycota; Glomeromycetes; Glomerales; Glomeraceae. The record is from RefSeq and is a predicted model, not a curated record. Gene Ontology annotation, cellular component: TRAPPII protein complex; trans-Golgi network. Gene Ontology annotation, biological process: intra-Golgi vesicle-mediated transport.